Messenger RNA from Vanrija pseudolonga, 823 nucleotides. It is a transcript of the gene rrp40, whose product is annotated as Exosome complex component rrp40. The coding region runs from base 18 to 746 and encodes 242 amino acids. Gene Ontology annotation, molecular function: RNA binding. The transcript is spliced from 3 exons. The record is from RefSeq and is a predicted model, not a curated record. Gene Ontology annotation, biological process: CUT catabolic process; TRAMP-dependent tRNA surveillance pathway; U4 snRNA 3'-end processing. NCBI's taxonomy places the organism in Eukaryota, Fungi, Basidiomycota, Tremellomycetes, Trichosporonales, Trichosporonaceae. Gene Ontology annotation, cellular component: cytoplasmic exosome (RNase complex); nuclear exosome (RNase complex).
ACGCACCAGCAAACACAAUGACCUCGACCCUCGUCUUCCCCGGGUCCGAGAUCCCCAUCCCGUCCUCCUCAAAAGCCGUGACAUUUGGCCCAGGCAUCGCGGCGUCGUCUUCGCGCGCCGACCCAGACGACCAAACAGAGCCCCGCUUCGUCGCGACCCGCGCAGGACUGUUGACGUCGGCCAAGGCGAAGGACAGGUCCGAGAACCUCUGGGUUGAGGGCGUGUCGAAGCGCUACAUCCCUGCGCAGCGCGACCUUGUCCUUGGCACCAUUGUUGCGCGCCACGCCGAGGGAUACCGCGUCGACUUGGGCAGCGCACACAUGGCGGCGCUGGACGCGCUGGCCUUCGAGGGCGCUACGAAGAGGAGCAAGCCUAAUCUCAAGGUUGGAACACUGGUCUACGCCCGCGUGUCCCUCGCCCACCGCGAUAUGGAGCCCGAAAUCGAGUGUGUCGACCCCGCGACAGGCAAGGCGGAGGGCUUUGGCGAGCUGAAGGGCGGGUUGGCGGUCGACGUGUCGCUGCAGUUGUGUCGCCAGCUCCUGAGCCCAAAGCACCCCCUCCUCCCAGCGCUCGCCGCACGCAUCCCCUUCGAGACCGCUAUCGGGCUGAACGGACGGCUGUGGUUCAAGACGGCGGAGAUCGGGCAGACGAUCGCUCUCCGUCGCAUCAUCCUCGCUGUGGACGCUGGCGAGAUUGGCACGGACAAGGCGGACAUUGACCGUGCGCUGAGCGACUACCUUGCAUAGAGGAGGACGCGCUGUUGCGCACUGUACUUAUACUGUAGAUCUGCAUGGGCACCCUGCUGCAUAUUAUACCUCGCCAG